Molecule: messenger RNA, 1732 nt
Organism: Eucalyptus grandis
Lineage: Eukaryota; Viridiplantae; Streptophyta; Magnoliopsida; Myrtales; Myrtaceae
Product: putative glutamine amidotransferase GAT1_2.1
Cellular component (GO): cytosol
Molecular function (GO): hydrolase activity, acting on carbon-nitrogen (but not peptide) bonds, in linear amides
Source: RefSeq, a predicted model, not a curated record
CUUUCAUUGUAAGACCAGACUCGACAGGAUCAAACCACCCGCAUACAUCGACGUCGUCCAUGGCUUCUUCUGAUCUCUCCGGGAUCCUCCCUCGCGUCCUCAUCGUCUCGCGCCGCACCGUUCGCAAGAACAAGUUUGUCGAUUUCGUCGGUGAAUAUCACCUUGAUCUCAUAGUGGGAUAUGGCGCCGUCCCCGUAAGUCCCCGCGUGAACGGGGUCCACAUGCUGCUCGACAGCUUCGAGCCGAUCCAUGGCGUCCUCCUCUGCGAGGGCGAGGACAUCGACCCGUCACUCUACGAGCCCGAGGAUGCCACCAUCACACUCUCCCCCGAGGAGCUUGAGGAGGUGCGGAGGCUCCACGCGAGCGACACAGCCAUCGACCGUGAGAAAGACACGAUCGAGCUCCGCCUUGCGAAGCUGUGCCUCGAGCGCAACAUCCCUUACUUGGGGAUCUGCAGAGGCUCGCAGGUCUUGAAUGUUGCAUCUGGAGGCACGCUUUAUCAAGACAUUGAGAGAGAGGUCAGCAGGAAUUUUGCCCAAGAGAAGAGAGUGGCUCACAUAAAUUACAAUGAUUAUGAUGGGCACAGACAUGCGGUCAGGGUGUUGGAGAAGACUCCAUUGCAUGAGUGGUUUAAGGACUCAUUGGAGGACAAGACGAUGGAGAUAAUGGUGAACAGUUAUCACCACCAGGGGGUCAAGAGACUGGCUCAGAGGUUUGUUCCCAUGGCCUUUGCGCCUGAUGACUUGAUCGAAGGGUUCUACGAUCCGGAUGCUUAUAAUCCUGAAGAGGGCAAGUUCAUCAUGGGCCUCCAGUUUCACCCUGAGCGGAUGCGGAAGCCCGACUCCGACGAGUUCGAUUACCCAGGUUGCCCGUUCGCCUAUCAGGAGUUUGUGAAGGCUGUGAUUGCGUACCAGAAGAAGCUUAUUAGCUCGACUUCGGUCCCAAGGCCACUGAAACUUGAUCAAGAAAUGGAGAAGAGGAGGAGGAUGAUCGUCCGCAGUUUUUCACUGGCCAAGAAUCUGUAUACGACCGGCCAAGGGCUGAACCCAUCCAAAGAGUCCGAACUUAAAGCGGGUGCAGAAUUUCUUGAGUCGAACACGGCAUUGAGUUUGCAACAAGAGAAGAGGUUGAAGCAGAUGGGUGCGACAGUGAGGAACGCUGGGUCAUACAUCGAGAGGCUCAAGUUGAACGAAGAAAGAGAGAAGAUGGCAAGGAAUGUGAUUGGGAAGAUGUCGGUCGAACAAUUAUCUGAUCUGAUAUCCUUCUACAGAAUGAUGGAGCAGAUAUGCUCAGAAGUCCUGGAGAGAAAGCUUCAGGGCAUCGUGAACGACCUAAACACAUAGGGUGGUAUUAGGUUCAUCAUUCUGGAUUUACUCAAGAUACUGAAAAAUUUUAAAAGAUGGUACGCGAAAGCUUAUGUGGUAGCAAGCCGUUUGUUGUUUUGUUGUCAAGGGUCAUGUAAUCUUGAAAUGUAGAGAAGAAGACCAUGAAUACGGCACAAGCAGCCACAUACGUUUUUGUAUAUCAAUUUCUGUAGAGUACUCGUAUCUCUAGGACUACUAUUUGUUGGCUGAUGUCGAUAGCUGUUAUUAGGGUGGACCGUAGACAUAAAAGGGCUCACGGGGAACUUGACUGUGGCUCUUUUCAUUGUCAUAUCUCCACAUGUAUUGUUGCCUCUCCGCUCAUUCCUUUUGAAAGAGCUGCUAUCAAUCGACACACUCAAUUUGUUUUA